AUGUCUCAUUAUGUACCGCUAGAGCUUAUCAACAGUAUACUACCCAGAUUACCAGUGAAAGCUCUCAUACGUUUUCUCUGUGUUUCUAAGGAAUGGUCCGCCUUAAUCAGCAGUUCAAAUUUCACCAAGAAUCAGCUCAGUCACUCCAUCGAGACCAACAGCAACCGCACGCUGAUUCUCAAGGAAACAUGCAUAAAUCUGCCGUUACAAUCACGUUUCUUCUCCGUUCCUUACUCCGACAAUGAUCAGUUCGGCAAGGCUGUCCAAAUUUACCAACCUCUACAUAACUGGGACAUCCUGGACUAUUGCCACGGUUUGGUUUGCCUUCUCUUUUAUAAGUACAAAGAAAAGGAAGACAUCGUGAUUUGGAAUCCAUUGAUCAGGAAGUACAGGAAGUUGCCUAGGGAACCAAUAGACGAACCAGAAUUUUCAUGUGAUUCGUUUUCCAGGUUUGGAUUUGGGUAUGAUCCUAUUAACGACGAUUAUAAAGUGGUGAGAAUUGCAGAAUUUUAUGAGGGACCAGUUUUAAUGGACUUCUUUGAAGUAAAGGUAUAUGGUUUGAAAUCACAGUGUUGGAAAAAAAUUGAAAAACAACUGCCAAUCAAGGAGAUAUGGUCAAUGCAGUCAGUUUCAUUGAAUGGAGCUUUCCAUUGGAUAGUUGAGCAGGAUGAUAGGUUGGAAUCUAUCCUUGCUUUUGAUCUUGCCAAUGAGAAAUUCCAACUUUUCAGAAAGCCCCUUAAUGAAGGGAUGCCCAUUUUGGAUGUGUUGGGAGGAUGCCUCUGUUUUAUGGGGGUUGUUGAGGAGACUUAUAGUGAUUUUUGGUUGAUGAAAGAAUACGGGGAUGAGAGUUCUUGGACUCGGAUUUAUAAAAUUGAACCAGGCGCAGUGCCUUGGAAUAUUGACUAUUUCAAGCCUCUACUCUUUUCCAAGAAUGGCAAAAAGGUUUUGAUGGAAGAAGUCAGUCUUUUUUGGUAUGACAUAGAAAAGAAAAGAGGCAAGAUGGUUAAGAAUCAGAGUUUUCCUAAGCGGUUUAAAACAGCAACUUGUAUUGGGAGUCUUCUUUUGCUUGACGGUGAUUAUGUGAUUGAUCUGAAGCAGAAGAAGAAUAAGAGGAAGAGGUAA
Molecule: messenger RNA, 1122 nt
Organism: Quercus robur (English oak)
Lineage: Eukaryota; Viridiplantae; Streptophyta; Magnoliopsida; Fagales; Fagaceae
Product: F-box protein CPR1-like
Exons: 1
Coding region: 1-1122 (373 amino acids)
Molecular function (GO): protein binding
Source: RefSeq, a predicted model, not a curated record